This is a messenger RNA of Ahaetulla prasina, 3942 nucleotides long. It is a transcript of the gene TENT5C, whose product is annotated as terminal nucleotidyltransferase 5C. Gene Ontology annotation, molecular function: RNA binding; poly(A) RNA polymerase activity. Gene Ontology annotation, biological process: mRNA stabilization. The coding region runs from base 148 to 1311 and encodes 387 amino acids. The transcript has 2 exons. NCBI's taxonomy places the organism in Eukaryota, Metazoa, Chordata, Lepidosauria, Squamata, Colubridae. The record is from RefSeq and is a predicted model, not a curated record.
GGAAAAAAAACCAUAAUGCUAAGCUGCAAGAAGAGACCGAAACGGCCGAGCUGCCACCGGAGGUGAAGGGUCCAGCGUCGCGGAGGUUCCUGCGCCCUCCCCGCUCACCGACUUAGUUGGAAAACGGAGUUCAAAUAUUAAUCUACAAUGGCAGACAAGAGACCAAAGGCUGGCUCCACAUCUUGCAGUGUACUAAACUGGGAACAGGUCAGUCGCUUGCAUGAGAUCCUGUCAGAAGUGGUGCCAAUUCAUGGACGGGGCAAUUUUCCUACUCUGAAGAUAACUUUGAAGAAGAUCAUACAAACUGUUCGGCGCAGGCUGGAAGAUGCAAGUAUUCUAGUGCAUGACGUUCGACUGAAUGGUUCUGCAGCUGGUCACGUCUUGGUUAAAGAUAACGGGCUGGGUUGUAAAGAUCUAGAUCUUGUUUUUCAGGUGUCCCUCCCAAGUGAGACCGAGUUCCAGUUGGUCAAAGAAGUGGUGCUGCAGUCCCUUUUAAAUUUUUUGCCUGAAGGUGUUAACAAACUCAAGAUUACUCCCAUGACUCUUAAGGAAGUAUAUAUUGAAAAGUUGGUGAAGGUAUCCACUGAAAUUGACCGAUGGAGCUUAAUAUCUCUUUCUAACAGGCAUGGGAGAAAUGUAGAGCUCAAGUUUGUGGAUCGUAUACGGCGGCAAUUUGAGUUCAGUGUGGAUUCUUUUCAAAUAAUAUUAGACUCCCUGCUUUUUUAUUACGAGUGCUCAGCAAACCCAAUGUCAGAGCACUUCCAUCCAACUGUCAUUGGAGAAAGUAUGUAUGGUGAUUUUGAGGCAGCCUUUCUUCACCUUAAGAACAGACUGAUAACUACCAAGAAUCCUGAGGAAAUUAGGGGAGGAGGGCUCCUGAAAUACAGCAACCUUCUUGUGAGGGAUUUCAAGCCCAUGGACAAAGAGGAAAUCAAAACCUUGGAGCGCUACAUGUGCUCCAGGUUCUUCAUAGACUUCCCAGAUAUUCUGGAACAGCAGCGCAAAUUGGAAACCUACCUGCAGAAUCACUUUGCGGAAGAGGACAGAAGCAAAUACGACUACCUAAUGACCUUGCGGAAAGUGGUGAAUGAGAGCACUGUAUGCCUCAUGGGGCAUGAACGUAGACAGACCCUGAACUUGAUCUCCCUUUUGGCCCUCAGAGUUCUUGUGGAGCAAAACAUCAUCCCUAAUGUUAAUAACAUCACUUGCUAUUACCAGCCAGCACCCUAUGUUAGUGAUGCAAAUUUCACUAGCUACUAUGUUGCAGAUACUUACGGCCAGGUAUGUCCCACCUGGUUGCCUUGCAAUUGAUUUCUUGUCUUCGGCGCCUCUUUUCAGCCAGAAUGCAGCAUUUCCUGUAUUUCUUUUAACUGCUUAAAUAGGACUAAUGUUACCAAGCUUUAGUCAGGUCAUAAAAUAGUACUGCCUUUCAUAAAAGAAAAUCUCUUUUCUAUCUGUCCUAAUGUGUGUCUGCAAGUUUUAAAGCUGAAGUCUGAAAGAUGAUGUCCAGCGACACCAGAACAACAAUAGAUACUUAAUUGCUUCCAUGCUAUCUUACUUUUUUGAAGUUUCAUUGUCUGGAAGUUCUGUUUCCAAUUUAGUGGAAGUAAUGAGGACUAAUCUGGUAUUCAUGUGCAGGAAAAAUAGCUAUAUUGUAGCACACAAUUAGCUGAUCAAAACCCCACUAAAAGGAGUGGAAUUGAAGCAUUUUAAUGUCGGUAGUAUGAGAGCCAUUUUCCUGAAAGUCUUAAUCAGUUUCUUUCUGGCACCAUAGCGGUAAUAAUGAAAUUGUCUUUAAAAAGGAAAAAUCCUUACAUUCUAUUUGGUGCAUUUUAGUUUGAAGAAAUUGGAUACUGGCAACUUCGUGCUGGCAGAAAUGGCUUCCAGAAUACAUAGCUUUCAUGAUCUCUUCUCACAAGCUUCCUCAGAAAUACUUUGAGACCUUCCUUGAAGAAGGAAAGUGACAGCAAUGGAGGCAAAGAAAGUCUAAACAUUUUUAGGAGGGCAGCAUUGGCAAUGGAGAGAUCUUGAUUUGUAGCAAUCCCAAAGCGGAAGGCCUGUUCCAUGAUUCCUUCUAGCCUGUUUGGAAGACUGCCAAGCAAAGGAGGAAGCAGGAAAGUACUCUUGCAAGGGUAAUAUUGAAUAUUUGCCUUUUCUUAAUAGUACAAUCCAAAAAUUCUGUGGAAAACUUUUUAGGUAGCAAAACAAUUACUGGAAAACACAGAGGCUUAUGAAUCUGCAGUUUGGAAUUCUAUUUUCCCCUGAAACUGGGCAUAUAUAGAAUAUAGCAGGGGUCUCCAACCUUGGUCCCUUUAAGACUUGUGGACUUCAACUCCCAGAGUUCCUCAGCCAGCUUUAGACUUCAACUCUAGGAGUUGAAGUCCACAAGUCUUAAAGGGACCAAGGUUGGAGACCCCUGGAAUAUACAGUUAGUAUUUUUCUAAAAUUAUAUUGAAACUAGAUUUUUUUAAAAAUAUUUUCAGUCAAGAUGAAAAUACCAAGAAAUGAAUGCAAACCAAAAGAAAAUAUAAAUAUAUGGAACCAGAUUUUGGGAGGGUGGUAGGAAGGUAGGAAGUGCUAUUGAUGAAGUGAGUAGCAAUAACUGCAGUAGAAAUGAUGGUUUCAAUAGUUACCUGAGGAUAAAAUACUUCAGUUAGCACUCAAUUAACACUCCAAGUUCUUGAAAAAAAGUUCUUAAAAGUGAGUUCAGUUUAAAGCAGUUAUAAAUUUCCAUUGCUUGCUAUUCAGGGUUUAUUGGUACUUGUAGAUUUUUAGGAAGCCUUUUAAAGUUCAAAGGUAUAGAAAGGAAAGAAGGGCCCUCAGUCACAGUUGGUGAAUAAAUGAAGGUUUUGUGAGAAGGAAAUCUGUCAGGCAUGCUUCCACAGCUCCAGUCUUUUUCAUAAAGAAGAGGGCUCAAAACACUUCUGCAAGAUUCUUUCUCAAUUGCACUUUCUUGGCAGCAAAGCUAAUAGCCAUAAGGAAUACUUUGCUACAUUAUUGAAGAAAUUCAUGGUUGAUUAGCAUAGAUUUACCAAAUCCAGAUCUCAGCAGAACACUUGAAAUUCCUAAAUUGUCUAUUAAAUACAGAAAGAAGAUAUAUCGUUUGCAACCUAUAGCGGUUUUUUUUACAGGUUUUCUACUGCAAAAGGCUAUUUAUUAAACUGGUAUAUUUGUAUUAUAGCAUAAGCAUUACAUUUCCAGAAAAGGAAACAAGGAUAAGAAUAGGGCAGGGUAAUGAUAAAGGAAAAUUUGUUUGGAAAUGUUCAUUACUGACUGAUAGAAAUCCUUAAGUUUCUUUCAAUAAAAGUUCAAAACAGGAUAAUAGCUUUUUUAAAAGUAGCAUUUCUUCUGUAACUUAGAGAUAAAUUCUUAUCUGUGGAAAGGUGGAUGACCUUGGCAGUGCUAAAGUGGCACCACCUUGUUGAAUUCCUUCUUGAAUCAAACAGAUAAGCAGAGAAACGUUGAGUCUAUUUCAGUUGCCGUAGUUAAGCUGCAUGUUUUGCUUAACUACAUAUCAAACUGCCUGAAUAUUGCUGAAAUUAAUUGCACUGGAUUAUUCAAAAGCAGAAACAAAGCUAAACUGUAAAAAGCACAAUUUGAUGCUCAUGAAAAAGUUUGUUUUGCUUCCUGUUGUAGAAUUGCACCUUAGGGUGAGAGGGGAAUAUAAAAUAGAAUUGUAUCAAAAAAGGGCACAACAAGCUGAAGUUUAGACCUUUGUUAAAUAUUAAAUUCAAAGCUGAAAUGCAUAGAUGAUGUCCAAAUGAUUUUUUACAUUGGUAGAAACUUAUUUUUGUAUGCAUUUCUGGCAAGUAUGUGUUUCUUUAAAUUGCAAAAUUAUUGUUAGUUGCUAGAUAAGUAUGAUAGCUUUGGAGAGGGCUGUUGACAUGCUCCUGAUUUUGGUUUUCUUAAACUUGAAAGCUUAAAAGUAAAAUAUUUUGGUCA